AUGUCACGUCGAGCAAAACAGAUUCUAGCUGCAGAAGCACGAAAAGCAGCAGAUGACAAUUCAUUUGUACCAGUUCUUCUCCUAUCUGAACUUGAUAUUACCAAAUGUAGUCAUCGGCAAUUUCUAGAAAUUCUAACCAAUUUCGAUGAAAUCUGUGCUAAUCGACCUGUGGAUCAACGUUCGACAUAUGUAGAACGAGUUCAUCAUCGAAUGCUUCAACUGUUAUCUCAAAAAAUGACCAUUCCAUUGGAUAAAAUUGUGACAAUGGUCAAACAGUUAAUUUUAUUUCAUCCAGUUAUGACAAUUUUAACAUUGGACGAUUUAAUGAAAUUUGAUGUUCAAAUGGAAAAACGAUCAUUAAUUAUUCAUUUUGAUUUGAGUGGAUCAAUGAACGUACCCGGUUUUAAUCCAUUAGUUCAGACCAUCAUUGGUCUGUGUACCAAAUUACAAAAUCAAGGUAUUCAAAUAUACAUAUCCUUGUUUGGUGAUGGUCAUCAAGAAAGAAUACAUACUGCAGUCGGAGGUCGAUUACUUACUUUAGAUGAAUUUUCAAAAGGAAAUUAUCCACCUAAUGGUGGUGGUACCGCUUUCUGUCCAUCAUUUCAAAGAACAAGACAAUUCCCUACACCUUAUGAUGCAAUCAUCGUUUCUGACGGUGCCUUUACUGACAAUAUUUCUCAAUUGACUUUUCAAGAACAAUGUCAUACUGUUUUCUUUGUUGCACCGCCAUGGUCUCCCUUAGGUGUUGAAGAGAAACAUGCAAAAGCAAUAGCAUCAAGUGUCCAUCCUAAUGUUCCUUAUAUUGGUAUUGCUUCGGAAAAAUAUCCACAACUUGACAGUAUCAUUGAAGGCUUUUUACAAACAGCAAGACUCAAUUUUGAACGAUGUAUUCGAGGUGAUGAUUUUCGAAAUCUUAUGUCAUUAGUAACACCACUGAUUAAGAUAUCCCAAGCUCAUUUAGAAACAAGUAAUGCUUGUCAACAAUUGUAUGGUUAUUUAAGCAAAAUAAUGAACAACUUUGCACAUGAACAACAAAAGCUAAUCAAGAAUUUAGCUAAUGAUCCGAAAGCAAAAGCAGAAGUAACAAAAUUUUGGGAUGAUGCAAUGAGUUUUAGUGAAAGAGCAUUGAUUAUAGAAGAAAAUCAACGAAAAUAUGGACAACCAAUCGGUUAUUUAAAUGUUCGAAUCGCUAAUUUACGUAUUCUUAUAUGGCGAAAACCGGAUGGUACUGUCGAUAUAAUGUCUAUUCUACGUCAAUUACCACUUUGUCUUCAACAAUAUCAAUAUUCACAACAAAUUCAAAGAGAUAGCGUAUGGACAUUACAACCAUUAGCAGCUAUUCGGUUGGCUUGGGUAAUGGAUGCAUCGGGUCGAACAUUUCCUGAUUUUAUCCCACAAGCUUUAUCAAGUUUAGUCGUAUCGAAUAAAUAUCUUUCUGAUCUCGAUCAAGAUAAAAAUCGAUCAACAUUUUGGAUGAAAAUUUUACGUCAAGUUUCUCCAAAAAUUGAUCUUACAUCUGAAACUUUACAAUCAACUCAUCAAAUUCUUACUGUUCACGUUUUGAAAGGAUUUUUACUUCAAUUGACUGAUGGUUCGAUUACUUAUGAGAAACAUGUUUAUGAAAAUGUUUCACCAUUUAUUGAUACAGAUGAACCAAUGGCUUGGUGUGUCUUUGUGAAUAAAGAUUUCGAUCUAGUCAAUGCUCGUACUGGUCAAGUCAUUGAACGGUCAACAUUUAUCACAGAUCCACACGAAGUUGAAGGAUGGUAUAGAAUGAAUCUUCAAAAACGUGGCUCUGUAGUUCGACCACAAUAUUUAUCUAAACGAGAGUAUCCCACCUUUCCUGAUGGUGCAAUUGAACUGUACAAUACUUCUACUCGAAAAGAUGUUGAUAUUCUACGUGAUCAAUUGAAGGAACUUGGUGGUGAUUCUUAUUCAUUUGAUCAAAUCAAUGCACAUAUCUAUACAAUUCGUGAUCGACUCACAACAAUUCCAUGUGUGCUUUGGGGAUCAACAGAUUUAAUAAAUCAAACAACAGCUAUAGCCAAAGUCACAUGUCAAGGUGCUACAUUACCAACAGAGAAAGUAACAAUAAACAUUACUCGACCAAUCAUCAUUGAUUACUUAGUAUCACAUUGUCAUGAUCCAUUUGUUACUGGAGCAUUACGUGGAUUUGGUGAAUAUGCACGAAUUGCAAGCCAACAAGCAUCGAAUGGUAUUACGGAACUUGAUUAUGCUAUUGAAUGUGGACAGAAAGCCACUACAGAAACAACUACUGUGCAAACCGCAUCAUUCAUUCAUUUGGAUAAAUCAGGUGUUCGAGAAUUUCUAGAACAACAGUACAAGAAAUUAACACGAAGACUACGUUCGGUAAUGAAUCCUCCACAAUUCCAGAGUGUAUCUGCAAUGUUUCAAAAAGCACAACAAACAAUAGCUAAUGAAGAAAUUUUAGGUAUGUCUGAUCUUGAAUCGCUACCAACACAAAUAACUACUAUAAAAUCAGCUGACAAAUCAUCACGAUCUGUUCUCAGUAAAGAUUUGUUCACUUGUCCAAUUACACUCGAUAUUAUGGAUAAUCCUGCAACAACAGCACCUUGUGGACAUAUGUUCGAAAUGCAAGCUAUCAAUGAUUAUUUAACAACAGUUAAUGUCUGUCCUAUUUGUCGAACCGUAGUAACUGGUGUUACCCAAAAUUAUGCCUUUAAAAAUGUUAUUGAAGCAUGGUUAGCACAACAAACAGAAUGA
Rotaria sp. Silwood1 is the source of this 2745-nucleotide messenger RNA. The record is from the annotation of a GenBank genome assembly. NCBI's taxonomy places the organism in Eukaryota, Metazoa, Rotifera, Eurotatoria, Philodinida, Philodinidae.